AUGUCCUUUCCGGCCGUCAGUGGCCGCCGCAGGAGGAGCCGGGACUGGUUGCAGAUGGUUGAUACAAUCCCUACUUCCAAUCCGGUGGUCGUCGAUGGCGAGAUCUACUGGGUCAACGGUGAGUUGCCAAUAAUCCCCGACGACGACCGCCGCAGGCUGGACAAAAUCCGGCGACAGCGGGAGGAUCUGGAUAUGGUUUUAUACGGCCUCAACCGCAAGCGUGCUCGAGCCCCCGCCUCCAGCGAUGAUGCCAUCCAGGGUCUGCUGCGGGAGGCGAGGGCCGGCGACGCGGGGAUGCCGGAGGAGUGCGCCGUGUGCCUGCGGGAUUUCGACACGGACGCCAAGGAGACACUCAGGGUGAUGCCGUGCUCCCACGCCUUCCAUCCGUACUGUAUCUUCAGCUGGCUCCGGGUUAAAGCUGUCUGCCCGCUGUGUCGUCACGCCUUGCCCACGCAGCAGCAUAAAGACCCAGACUUUGAGGAUGAAGAUGACUCCGACGAAGACGACGCCGUAAAUCAUCAGGAGGAGAGCACACCGGUGGUGCCAGAUCCAGAGGAGCCCUAA
Messenger RNA from Miscanthus lutarioriparius, 564 nucleotides. NCBI's taxonomy places the organism in Eukaryota, Viridiplantae, Streptophyta, Magnoliopsida, Poales, Poaceae. The record is from the annotation of a GenBank genome assembly.